Messenger RNA from Eutrema salsugineum, 956 nucleotides. RefSeq names its product acid phosphatase 1. Gene Ontology annotation, molecular function: acid phosphatase activity. The transcript has 3 exons. NCBI's taxonomy places the organism in Eukaryota, Viridiplantae, Streptophyta, Magnoliopsida, Brassicales, Brassicaceae. The coding region runs from base 59 to 850 and encodes 263 amino acids. The record is from RefSeq and is a predicted model, not a curated record.
AACUGUUUAAGUGGGUAAGCUUAUACCAAUAAUUCGGAGAAGCCACUUUUUCUCUCCAAUGGCGUCUCCUCCUCCUCGCGGACUUUCAAUUACGUUCUUCGUCCUCUCUUUAUUCACCUUCCUGAUAAAUUCUGCAAAUUCUCUUCGCACCUCCGUCAUCAAGCUCCCGGAAAGCGACGGAUCUCGCUCCGCCGCCGCAGACACUUACUGCGAGAGCUGGAGAUUGGCCGCAGAGACCAACAACGCCGGAACCUGGGAUGUGAUCCCGUCUAUGUGCAUUGAUUCCGUUUCCGAGUAUGUCAACGGAGAUCAGUACGGAUCCGAUUACGGAGUCAUCGCCGAUUAUGCGCUCGCCUUCGCUAAAACGGUUCAGAUUUCCGGCGACGGCAACGACGUGUGGAUCUUCGACAUCGACGAGACGCUCCUCACGAAUAUCGACUACUACAGAGCACAUGGUUACGGGUCUGAACCGUUCGAGUCCAGUAGCUUCAAUGAGUGGGCUGUACAAGGUACAGCUCCAGCUUUUGAUGCGAGCUUGAGACUGUACAAUGCACUCAAGAAACUUGGUUUCACUAUCAUUUUGCUAACCGGCCGGGACGAGGACCAAAGGAGUGUCACCGAGACAAAUCUCCGAGAUGCCGGUUAUUCUGGUUGGGAAAGGCUCCUCCUGAGAGGUCCAGGAGAUCAAGGGAAAUCAGCUACUAACUACAAAUCGGAGCAGCGAUCAAAACUGAUCGAGAAAGGCUUCAGAAUCCACGGCAAUACCGGCGAUCAAUGGAGCGAUCUUCUAGGUUUUGCCGUGGCUGAUCGUUCUUUCAAAGUCCCAAAUCCGAUGUACUACAUUCCUUGAAUCGCUCAUUUCUGAUUCAUGUAUUGAGUAGCAACUCAUGUAUUCUGAUUGAUCUAAAUUGAUCAAAUUCUAUCAAGUCAAGAUAGUAUCCGGAGAAAUCUUUUGA